GGCUGGCCAAGAAAGGUGUAUGUUUUAAGCGUUCUGUCAGUUUUAUGUUCUCCCGACACGAUUUCCGACCAAAUGUAUUUACUUAUUAAUGCUCGACGCAGAGGAGGGUGAGAUAAACUCAAGUGUGGAGCUCCAUGCAGCAGAGAGCAUCCAGCGCCUCAGACCGAUCACUUCUGCAUCCUCACCAUGUUCCCCAGGGUGAUUUUGAAGGAAACCAUGAUCAAAAAAUCUCAACAGAAGAAAAUAGUGUCACCUUGUAACUACAAAGAGAGAGUUUUUGUUCUGGAUACUCAAGAGCUGAAGUACUCCGAGUGUCGUCCCGGGAAAAAGCCCAUGCUGAAAGGCUGCAUCCCGCUGUUCAGGAUCAGGUGUGUGGAGACUGUGCUGUGCGAUGUCCCCAUUCCAUGCAACUACAAGUACCCUUUUCAGGUUUUUUACGACAGCCAUUACCUCUACAUUUUUGCCCCAGACAAUGAUUGUCGUCAGAGAUGGGUGAAAGCUCUCAAAGAGGAAACGAAGCACAACAAUUUGGUGGACAAAUAUCACCCAAAGCUGUGGCUGGCUGGAAAAUGGAGGUGUUGUCAGCAGGAGGAGAAGCUUGCAGCAGGUUGUCAUGUUUAUGACCCUGACGGCUGUGCGUCCAAGAAGCCUCUUCCCAAGCUCCCAGAUUUAGAGGUGCACGAUUCAGGAGAGAUGACGGUCAUCGCUCUGCAAGAUUACGAACCAGUACGAGAUGACGAAAUACCGCUGAAGAAAGAUAUGGAGUACCUCCUGAUUGACAGCAGCCAGUCCGACGUGUGGACCGUGCAGGACCAUCAAGGGAAUUUUGGUUUUGUGCCCAGUACGUUCGUGGCUGAAAAAUCUGGCAGCAAUUUUGAGAGAUUUGAAUGGUACAGCAAAAACAUAAACAGAGGGGAAGCUGAGAUGUUGCUCAAGAAAGAGGGAAAAGAGGGCGCUUUCAUGGUGCGAGACUCGAGCCAAGUCGGAGUCUUCACUGUGUCGGUUUUCACCAGAGCACCGGGGUUAAAUGGGGAGAAAAAUCCAAGAGUGAAACAUUACCAAAUCCGACAGGCAGAAACGGGCAAGGCGGCAUUUUAUUUGGCUGAGAAAUACCUGUUCAGCACCAUUCCUCAGCUCAUUCAUUACCACCAACACAACGCUGCCGGUCUCAUAACGCGGCUGAGACACCCCGUCUCCAGAUAUGGAUGCUGCACCCAGGAAGUACCAGAUCUCUUACAAGAUCAGUGGCAGGUGAACCCUACGGAGCUGGUGCUGGGUCAGGAGUUGGGCAGUGGCCAGUUUGGCCUCGUGCUGGAGGGCACCUGGAGGGAGAGGAAGGUGGCGGUGAAGAUGAUGAGAGAAGAGUGCAUGUCGGAGGAUGACUUUAAAGAGGAGGCAAAAGUCAUGAUGCGGCUCUCGCACUGUAAGCUGGUGCAGCUGUAUGGCGUGUGCACACAGCGCUCCCCCCUCUGUCUCGUCUUUGAGUUCAUGGACAACGGCUGCCUGACCGACUACCUGCGAGCCCGUCGAGGGCGUUUGUCUCCGGAUCAGCUGUUGAGAAUGUGCCUGGACGUCAGUGAGGGGAUGAUGUACCUGGAGAGUUCCAACUUCAUUCACAGAGACCUGGCUGCCAGGAACUGUCUCGUCUCAAAGAACAACGAGGUGAAGGUGUCUGAUUUUGGCAUGACCAGAUUUGUCUUCGAUGACCAGUAUACAAGCUCCCAAUGCUCCAAGUUUCCCGUCAAGUGGUCGGCCCCGGAGGUCAUCAGAUACAGCAAGUUCAGCAGCAAGUCGGACGUCUGGUCGUUCGGUGUGCUCAUGUGGGAGGUGUACACCGAGGGCCGUCAGCCCUACGAGCACCAGUCCAACUCAGAGGUGGUGGAGUCCCUGAACAAAGGCCUGCGGCUGCAGAAGCCGCGCUUGGCUCCACGUUCUAUGCACAUCCUCAUGGAGUGGUGCUGGAAGGAGAAACCAGACGAUCGGCCAUCCUUCGGCAUCCUGCUACAUGAGAUAGGAUCCCUCUCGGACAUGUGAAGCAGCCAAUUUGGAAAAUAAUGUUUUGAAUAUACUUUUAUUUAUAUUUAUUUAUUAAUUCAAGCACUGUUCCGAUGGUGUUUGUCAGGUUGGGAUGAUUCCAAAACAUGGAUCUGCACUUUAUCUGUUCCAUAGCGCUGUACACAGUUCUUCCCAAUAGGCUCUCACUCGCCUUUUACACUGCUGCCAAGGCUUUGUACAGAAUUUUAUAAGGUUUAUAAGUGAACAUUGACAUGGAUAUGUGCUGGAUCAGUUGCUGAUUAAAUGAUUACCUG
Salarias fasciatus (jewelled blenny) is the source of this 2309-nucleotide messenger RNA. RefSeq names its product IL2 inducible T cell kinase (gene itk). The coding region runs from base 187 to 2034 and encodes 615 amino acids. Gene Ontology annotation, biological process: protein phosphorylation; intracellular signal transduction. The transcript is spliced from 18 exons. The record is from RefSeq and is a predicted model, not a curated record. Gene Ontology annotation, molecular function: protein tyrosine kinase activity; ATP binding; protein binding. Lineage: Eukaryota; Metazoa; Chordata; Actinopteri; Blenniiformes; Blenniidae.